Messenger RNA from Bursaphelenchus okinawaensis, 4060 nucleotides. The record is from the annotation of a GenBank genome assembly. Lineage: Eukaryota; Metazoa; Nematoda; Chromadorea; Rhabditida; Aphelenchoididae.
AUGUGUCGCUAUUUACUGAUUGAACAAGGUGUAGGUUAAUUUUGAGUUAUUAUAUGUGUUCAAGGUUUUUAAAAAUUGAAGGUGAUAACUCAUAAACUUUUUGUAAAGAAAGUUUUUGCUAUUUUUAUUGAUUAUAAAGCAACAUUAUUAAGUUUCCAAUUCAAAACUUACGCUAUUUUUAAGAUAUGAAGUUUCAGACCACCAUGUUACCCAAAACACUAAAAUCACUUCGAUCCUUUACAUCUUCACCAUCAUCAAGAGCAGCAAAAGCUGUCAAACCCAAUCCAAAACUUAAACAUAUGACAAGUUAUCAUCAUGAAACAUCCGAUACUCCAUUGACGUUCAAAACUUUUUAUCAAGAAUUUCGAGAAUGGACCGAAGCUCGACCAGACAAGGAGAUGAUCAUAUUCAGAGAGCAGAACAUUAUAAAGACUUAUGAAGAGGUUUACUGUGAUGUAAGUUGAAUUUACAUUGAUAUUUUGAUGGCCCGGGGUUUGUUUUGAAGACAAGGUAAGGUAGAGACGGGUAAUUCAGUUUGGUGGCUGAUUAAAAAAAAUAAAAAAGGGCGGGGUAAAAUUUUUGGGGGGGGGCUGACUAAUAUUAUUUUUAAAGAGAGGAGAAGGUUAAAACAGGUAGUUAAAGAUUUUUUUUUGUUCAAAAAAAUUUUAGUGGGCGGGGUAAAAAAAUUUGGGGGUGGAUUUUUAUUUUUGUCUUAUCCAGCUCUAGAGGGUCAUAUAUUACCGCUAAAAUUCAUUUUUCAGGCCAGAAAGCUUGUCCUAGGCCUAAUUCAUCUGAAUGUGAAGCGUGGCGAUCGUAUCGGCAUUUGGGGCCCAAACUACUACGAAUGGGUGGUCGCUCAAUAUGCAGCGGGCAUGGGCGGUAUGGUUUUGGUAAGCUUUUGGAAGUUUUUUUUAAGAAUUGGGAAGGUUAUAGAGGGUUCGGGUGGGUUAAUUUAAUUUUUUUGGUUAGAAAAGGGGGGGGGGGGAAUUUUUUUAUUUUAAAGUUUGAACUAAAAAUUUUUAAAAUUUUGAAUUUUCAGGUCAAUUUGAACCCAGCCUACCAAACCGAAGAGUUUCGUCUUGCCAUGAAGAAGGUAGGCAUAAAGGUAUUGAUUACCCCUCCAAAGUUUCGCUACACCAACUAUUACAGGUAAGUGCUAAAAAUGACUGGCGUUCUAAUUAUACCUUUCUUGAAAGUUUUUCAAUAAAACCUGCUUUAAAUUCACUAUUUUAGGCCGAAAAUUUUUAAAAUUUACUAAAAAUUCGAUUUUUUAAAGAAUUUUAGGUAACAAUCAUAUAAAUUUCAAAAAUUUUAGGUAACAAAGAUAUAAUCAUCAUAUUUUAUAUACUUUGUUCAAUUUCAGUAUUAUCUGUGGCCUGACAAAACAAAUGAAAACGGCACCAAUUGGCAUGGGAAUGGUUCAAAGUCAAAUCUUGCCCGAUUUGAAACAUUACAUCAUGUUCAACCUGGAGCAUCCAGAUCACGAAGGAUUCCCGUAAGUUUGGAAGGAAUUUUGUUUACAAGGCUUGAAAUGGCAAUAACGUUCUUUAUAAAAUGAAAAACGGCAAGAACUUUCUUUACAAAACAAAAAAGGUCAUUUAUCGUAUAACUUGUCACCCGCAGGCUGCGAAUGACAAAAGUCGCUGCGUUUUGCGUUCAAAUGACAAGAACUUUCUUUACAGAACAAAAAAUGGCAAGAACUUUCUUUACAGAACAAAAAAGUUCCUUUAUCAUAUAACUUGUCACCCGCAGGUUGCAAAUUUCAAAAAUUGCUGAAUUUUGCGUUAAACUGGCAAGAACUUUCUUUACAAAACAAAAAAUGGCAAGAAUUUUCUUCACAAACCUUAAAUGUCAUUCUUUUCCAGAGGAGCGUGGAACCUAAGAGAUAUAAUGGCAUCAGGAGGCACGGACGCAGUAAAAUACCUCAACUGUUGUGAACGACGAACCUGUCCAGACGACCCAAUGAACAUACAGUACACCUCAGGCACCACCGGCAUUCAGAAAGCCGCUACACUAACUCACUUUGGCAUCCUAAACGUGGCCAAGUUGGUGGGCCGAGGGAUGGGCAUGGACGAGAAUGUCAGGUUAUGCAUUCCAAACCCCCUCUUCCACUGCUUCGGCUCAGUCAUCGGUACCAUCACGGUACCACAAAUGGGUGGUACCAUGGUCUUUCCCUCGUCCUGGUUUAAUGCCGAACUCACAGCCAGCACGAUUCAUGAGUACGGGUGCACGGCUUUGUAUGGCACACCAACAAUGUUUGUUGGAGUGCUGGAAGCGGCCAAAAACAAAGGAUUUCGAUUGGAUAAAUGCAAAAAAGGUAAGGUUUGAAGAGGAAUUUGAUUUUUUUGGAUGAAUAUUGAUGGAAAGUUUUUGCCAUUUUUUGUUUUGUAAAGAAAGUCUUUGCCCUUUUUCACUUUGGAAAGUAAGUUCUGGCCAUUUCUUGUUUUGUAAAGAAAGUUCUUGCCAUUUUUUUUAUUUUUCUUGUCAUUUUAAGUCUUGUAAGGAAAGUUCUUGCAAUUUUUUAUUUUGUAAAGAAAGUUCUUGCCAUUUUCUUUUUUUGUAAAGAAAGUUCUUGCCAUUUUUUUUGUUUUGAAAGGAAAAUUCUUUUAAUUUUUUAUUCUGUAAAGAAAGUUUUCGUUUUUCUUGUAAAAUAGACGAACUUUGUAUUUUCGCAGCCUGCGGGAGACAUGUGAUACUCUGGGAAAGAUUUUUUGUUUUGUAAAAGAAUUUCUUGCCGUUUCUAAUACAAAAAAUUAAAGAUUGGCAAGAACUUUCUUUACAAAACCAAAAAUGGCAAAAAUUUUCUUUACAAAUCAAAAAAUUGCAAGAACUUUCUUUACAAAAAAAAUGGCAAAACCUUUAUUUCCAAAAAUAUUUCCAAUUUUUUUUUAAUUCCAGGAAUAAUUGGCGGAUCCCCCUGCCCUCAACCCCUAUGUCAAGAGCUAGUCGAAGCCGGAAUGACAGAACUAACAACAAGUUAUGGCACAACCGAGAUGAGUUCAUGUAUAACACUGACCGACUACAAGAUGGAUCCAUUCGAGCGAAUCAAGAACGUCGGCCGCGUCUUACCGCACAAUGAGUUGGCCAUAAUGGACAGUCGCGGACGUUCCGUGCCUCGCGGCACAGCGGGAGAGAUCUGGGUUCGAGGGCCGGGCACUAUGCGCUACUACUAUGAUGAGCCGGGAGAGACGGCUAAAGCUAUCAGUGCUGACCGGUGGUAUCAUACUGGGUAGGGUAAUAUCGAUGAUAUUUUUGGUUUGGGCAGGGUAAUAUUAAAUGUUUUUUUGAUUGGGGAGGAUAGUCUAGUUUUUUUGUUUGGGGUAGGGUAAUGUUGAUCUUAUUUUUGGUUUGGGCAGGGUAAAGCUUGCUUUGUAAAGAAAGUUCUUGCCAUUUUUGUGUCUUGUAAAGGAAGUUAUUGCCAUUUUUUGUUUUGUAGAAAGUUCUUGCAAUUUUACGUUUUGUAAAGAAAGUUCUUGCCAUUUUUUGCUUUAUAGACCAAGUGUAAUACAAAAAAAAUUUAAGUGAUAUGGGCUACAUGAAUGAAGACGGCACAAUCGCAAUAUCCGGUCGACUACGUGACAUGAUCAUCCGUGGUGGAGAGAACAUUUAUCCCGCCGAAAUUGAGCAGUUUUUGUAUAGACAUCCAUCCAUUUCUAAUGCUUAUGUAAGCUCUUAACUAAGUGGUAUCACCUACUACAAUAUCAUUUUUAUCUACUGUAAUAUGACUUCAGCACCUAUUACAAUAUAACUUCACUACCUUCUACAAUAUGAAUUCACCACCUAUUACAAUAUAAAUUUUCAGGUAGUAGGGAUUCCGGACCAUAAAUACGGAGAAAAAGUGUGUGCAGUCAUCAUUCUGAAGCCAAAUGCCCCCAAGUUGACGGCCGAAGAAGUGAAAAAGUUUUGCAGACACAAGAUUUCACACUACAAGAUACCAGAGUUCAUUCUGUUCAAAGACGAGGAAUGCAUCCCAAUGACAACAUCAGGCAAAGUCAAGAAGUUUGUACUGUCACAGAAGUGCCAAAAAGCCCUGGGGCGAAAGCCACGAUCCAAAUUUUGA